GUUGUGGGUGUGUUGUGUUGGUUUUGGGCAGUACUGUAAACCUAUUCGCGACGGUUCUGAAGCGAUUUUUUAAACUCCAUUUUAAUCGAAUAAGGAAUGAGCUCGAAGAGCUGAGUAUGCCAUUUGCGUGUCUUAGCUAGUUCUGUUUUCCUCUGAGUUAUAUAAAGGAGAGCUGCGGGACGACAAAUUGCAAAAAAAGCAAUUUGUUGCUCUCGAUUGUCGUCGGGUUUGACCUGUUUAACUACUGACGUCCUGAACAGGAUUUGCGGUCCGUCAAUGAGGAACUACAGGCUCAUCUUUUGCCAUAACCUGAAGCAGCCAUAGGUGGUCUUUAAAUUUACUGCUAGUGAGUAGAGCAGGGGAUUCAGUAAACAUCUGGAUUUUUAAAGUAAAAACCCGAGCAAGUGAAGUGGUGCGGCUGUGGAAGCGAUGAGGAAGAGCCUCUCUCGUACCCUGAGCGAGUCUCUCAGCACAGCCAGGGUGUUCGGUAUCCCUCUGGAGGAGGUGCAGCAGAGCGGCCAACCAGGCCACGAGGUCCCCCUGUUGGUCAGGACCAUUGUGGAGUACAUUGAGGAGCAUGGGGGACUGGGCCUUGAAGGUCUGUUCCUGGUGAACGGAAACGCCGAGCGUGUCGAAUGGCUGCGGCAGCGCUAUGACAGUGGUGAGGAGGUGAAUUUGGAGAAGGAGGCAGAUCUGGCCUCAGCCGUCAGCCUGCUGCGCCUCUUCCUGCAGGAGCUCCCAGAGCCCAUCAUCCCUGCAGAACUGCAAACGCACAUACUGCACCUUUAUCAAGAAUAUAACGGCGAGGACGAGUUGUCGAGAAACAUGAAAUACAUCUUGCAGCAGCUUCCCCAGGUCAACUAUAGCUUGCUGCGCUUUCUGUGCCGCUUCCUCUCAAAUGUGGCUUCUCUUCAGGAGGAGAGCUGGAGCAUCAGCGCCCUUGCUGCUGUCUUUGGACCCGACAUCUUUCACUUAGAUACAGACGUGGAGGAGCUGAGGGAGCAGGAGUCCGUGAGUCGCAUCCUGGCUGAACUGCUCGAGAACUGGGAAGACUUCUUUGAUACUGAGGAUGAGCUUUCCACUUCUAAUGACUACAGCUCCAUUAAUGAACAGAUCACUGAGCUCCUGGAAGACGAGAAGAUAGAAGCAUGUGAGGAGCUCCUGCAGGAUGGCGAGGACGGUCCUUCUUCUCUCUCCCCCACACAACCCGGUGUCCCUCCUUCUUCUAGUUCGCACAUCUCUUCCAUCAGCAUUCUUCCAAGAUCUGCAGAUAUCCUCCAGAGAACCAUCCGAGCUGCCGUGGAGCAGCACUUUAUGGAUCUGCAGAGUUCCAUUGAUCAAGAUCUCAGCAACUAUGAGAGCCAAGGCUCAUCCUGCCAAGCUGGCCUGGGGGACUGCACAAGUGAGAAGACUGCAGGUGCCGAAGAGCACAGAGGAGAAGAGAAGACUAAUGCUGGCUCGCCUUCUCCUGUAGGUCCCGACCAGUGUGGAGAAGAUGAAGAGGUAUUUCAAGGUUCCCAGCCGAGUGGCCUUGUGCCAGAUGAAAAUCUGAGAAUGGACCUCGACACAGAGGCCCUCGUAGAUGCCGAGAACAAUAUUAAGACAACUCCAAGGCAACAAAUGUACCCAGAUUGCGAUCAUAUGGAGCGGAUUGAUGUUGCCACCUGUGAGUCUGCUGCAGAUGUGUGUGAUCUGAACGCCAACACAGAAAGCAGAGAGCAGCCCAACCUGGUGGCCCAUCAACUUCAGUCCAACUCCGUCGUCCAUGAUGGAGAGCGGGAAGCCUCAUGCCCCUACACUUUCCCCCUCAUAGACUUCACAUGUAUGCACCUGCAGAAAGAAGGGCAUGAUCCCGUUCCAGUGUUCAUGUCAUGGCAGGAGGAGAGUGAGUCUGGAGAAGCGCAGUUGUCCCCGCUGGCAGGCCGCAUGUUGCCGCUGCCUCUCGGGGAAGAUGCGCAGCCAUUACUGGCACGUCACUUCCUGGAUUUCGGUCACAGUCAGCGCUUCCUGCAGCAGGAUUCUGAUGCCACAUCUUCAACUAAAGCACUGUCCUGUGGAAGGCCUCGCCGGGCCUCCUUCAGCUCCAAGGAGAGUUCAAAGGGUGACGGUGUCUGUCAGCAGCUUACUAAAAAACUCCAGAACCUCAAGAAAAAGAUCAAGCAUUUUGAAGAGCAGUUUGAAAAAGACAAGAACUACAUGCCAUCUCAUGCUGACAAGGCAGCUAAUCCCAAAGUCUUGAAGUGGAUGACCGACCUCACCAAAAUCCGUAAACAGCUUAAAGCAGGACGACAGCACCUCUUACCCAAAGCUUCCCUGAGGCACCAGGCAGUGCUUCACUUGCACAGACGCCACUACUCCUCCGCUCUGAACACACCCUAUUUUACACAGUCACGCCCCCUCACUGUCUCUAGACAGACACCCCACUUAUAUGCCAAACACAAGGCAGAGAGCGAGCUGACCCCACAGACACGCCCACGCAGCAACACACUGCCUAAGAGCUUCGGUUCCACGUUGGAACAACCGACUGCUGAGAGCCUUGCUGAGAGAGAGGGUGAGGGACUGGAGUACCGGCCCACCCACGAAGAGACGCUUCAGCUCAUUGAGCAACAUCUAAGAACCAAGAGAGAGGAGGACGGCUGGCCCGAGGACAUCAGAAAAAUGACCAAGGAGCAGCUCACUUGUGAGAAGACGGUGCUGCAAAAGAACUUACUGUAUUAUGAAGGACUGCAUGGUCGUCCUGUCACACGUGAAGAACGCUUGAUUGCCAAACCGUUAUACGACCGAUACCGGCUGGUAAAACAGAUGCUCACCCGUGUCAGCAUCACGCCCAUUAUUGCCUCACCUUCCAGCAAGAGACGCAAUCAGACCCUGCAGCCCAUCAUCGAGGGUGAGACUGCUCACUUCUGUGAUGAGAUCAAAGAGGAGGAAGAGGAGGAAGAGGAAAGUGGAGAAAUACAGACUGAGGAGUCUGAUGUCAUCAUCGCUUUGGACCCGGCAGCCCAACCCGCCUCCCAGCAGCCUCUGCCCGACAGCAUCCUGAGGCCGAAGAUGGGCGAAAGCUCGGGGAAGUUGACCCUUGACCUGCGUCUGUCCAGCUCUAAUGCGUCCUCUAUGCCUGAGCUCCUGGAGCAGCUGUGGAAAGCCAGAGCAGAGAAAAAGAAGCUGAGGAAGACCAUUCGCGAGUUUGAGGAGGAGUUCUACAAGCAGAACGGAAGGAAUGUACAGAAGGAGGACCGUGUGCCCAUGUUGGACGAGUACAAGGAAUAUAAACGCAUCAAAGCCAAACUGCGCCUGCUCGAGGUCCUCAUCAGCAAGCAGGACUCCUCCAAGUCCAUCUAGAGUCCAGCACGCAGGAUCAGCAACGACAUCACGUCUACAUCCCAUCACCUAGCAACCAACUGCUUUCACGUUCAACGAUUCAACAGGAGGACAUUUCAUUCUAUUUUUUUUUUUUUUUUAAAUAUUUAGUUUUGCCUGCUUGAUUUUGUUUGAUCAUAGUGAGAAAUCCUCAGCAUGAAGAGGGACCCGCUCGGCCGUUGAGCCGAUUCAUCAGAAGUGUGUGUGGGGACAGCAAGAACAGAACUUCCAACCACAUCCACAGUCAGCAUCUUUCUCAGACUUUUUGUCAUUUUGUCACCAAACCCUGGGGACAUGAUACACUAUUGGUGUGUGUGUGUGUGUGUGUGUGUGUUCUGGACAGAAUUCUGUGUAAAAAUCAUACUCCGUGUAUGCACAAUGCUUAUGUCCACAUUUUCAUCGAAAAGAAGUGACUGAUAUUAUCCUCUGAAUGUUUAGUGUGUUCUUUUCUUUGCUACUCUCUAAACGAGAACAUGUUGGUGCUCCUUUUUUUGCUUUUGUUUCUAAAAACAUACAUGACUUCUCAGUGAGCGGAGAGUUAAUCAGACUGACCAGAGAAUUUGACAUUGAAUUUAAGCUCGACUAUUGUAUAGUAUUCCUUCUCGUUUGGCUCCGUGUUUGAGGACAAUGUAACCAGAUGUGUAUUUAUUUAUAGCAUUUCUUCACUCAAAUUUCUCUUGGAUUCGUGUCUGAAUAACGGUGGAUUCGGUGAGCGUGCUAAAUAUCUAAGCUGAUGUUGGGAAAGAUUAGUUCCGCGGUCAAGAGGUCAUUUUGUGCUCACUCACGCCGCACGCUCAGGAUGUUAUUGUUAAACCCACGGUUAGUUAAUCAGCCUGGCUGGUGGAAGGUCAUGCCAUGAAGCAGUGGCGCGUGUCCUCUCAGGCAGUGCAGCUUUACUGAAAUCCUGAUGAACCUCAUGGAGCUUUAACAGGAAGUGGAACUAAUCACCACUCAUUUUAAAACCUACAUUCCUUCAGCUUUAUUUGCUCGAAGAAAGACAUAUUGUCAUGGACACUUGCUUUAACUUUCUGUUGGAUUCACUUCCUCAUCAUGAUGGACUUGAUGAUGUUCGCUGUUCCUCCUCGAGGACACUGUAGCUCCGUGACCGGAAACCAUGACAUCACUUGUAUAUCAUUUAAACUCAUUGAUAUUUUGCUUUCCAUGCUUGAUCAAGCAGCUCGAAAGUGGAAGGCACUGCUGAUGUGUUUUCAUUCAGCUCUGGGCAUUAAGUGCAGGAACAAUGGACACUUGUAAUGGCAACGAGUCCAAGUCAAAGGGAGGCAUGAUGAUGUUUUAGUGUGUACAGUUGUAGGGAGCGAACUCGCUCUAAAGAAGCACUAGAUGAUAAACAGGGGUCAGUUGACGCACUCGGCUUUUUCUCCCCGAGUCACUCCAGGUUGGUGAAAGUCAGUAAAAAUGGGAUGUUUUUCGGAAGGGUGUAGGAGCUAGCGAAUGUUAUUUGCACAGCAUUCGGAGAAUGCAGCCCACUAUUUGUUCAGAUCUGCUUGUACAUUUAAACACGAAUUGUAUCUGUUACUUUUUUAUGCAUGUUAAACCCCUUGGUCACUUUGCAAUGGUUACAUGCAGAUUAUCUCUCUUUUUUUUUUUUUUUUUUUAAAUGAGCAUUAUUUUGUACUUUUUUUUAACUUUCACUUUCAACAAUCCAUCUUUACAGUGCAGUUCUAUGGAUUGAUUAAAUGUCUGCUUGUUUUGUAUUUUAACAAAAGUGUCAGUAGUGAGUUUGCAUGGCAAAUGUUUGUAUUUCUAUUUUUGUGCCAUGAAAAAGAAGCAAUAAUGAGGCAUCGAUCGAGGUCUUUUAUCAGUGGAGUGAGAGGACGUCUGUAUCAAGUGUGUGCAGUUCGAAUAAACGGCUCGUGAGACAUUUCAUGCCUAAAAAGGGGACUUGCUUUUCCAAGUUGCUUUUUUUUUUUUUAAGAUCUAUAGUGCUUGUAAGAGAUUUUUUUUUUUAAUCAUCUCUGCCAGUCUUCCAGGAAUAAGGUUUGUAUAAGUAAGUAAAAAUGUAGCAACACACAAGCCGGUGAAAAGGUAUAUCGAAGCUCUUUCUCUCUGCUUCUUUGGAGUGUGUGUGUGUGGGGUUGGUUAGUCUUCUGCUGCAAACCACUAACUCUUCACCUCUGUAAUAUAGUGGAGCAAUUCAGCCCUAGCAAUUAAUUUUGCAAAAGUGUUCCAUAAUAAGUUUAUUGUACUAAAUGUGUAUAUUUAAUAAAAUUGUAGUGAAAACA
Messenger RNA from Neoarius graeffei (lesser salmon catfish), 5600 nucleotides. RefSeq names its product family with sequence similarity 13 member B (gene fam13b). Gene Ontology annotation, biological process: signal transduction. Bases 430 to 3339 code for a protein of 969 amino acids. The record is from RefSeq and is a predicted model, not a curated record. The transcript is spliced from 24 exons. Lineage: Eukaryota; Metazoa; Chordata; Actinopteri; Siluriformes; Ariidae.